Malassezia pachydermatis is the source of this 807-nucleotide messenger RNA. RefSeq lists its product as hypothetical. Bases 1 to 807 code for a protein of 268 amino acids. The record is from RefSeq and is a predicted model, not a curated record. The transcript is spliced from 3 exons. NCBI's taxonomy places the organism in Eukaryota, Fungi, Basidiomycota, Malasseziomycetes, Malasseziales, Malasseziaceae.
AUGUCGUUGUACGCCCCCACCUUGCUUCGUGCUUCCCGCACCGCCGUACCGAGUGUACGCCCUCCGAAUGCACAUGCGUAUGCUCGCACCUUUGUAUCGCGUGUGCGUGUGCCGCGUACUGGCUCGUUUGCGUCGAAGGCCGGCGCUCGUCCCUUGACCACCUCUGCGUCGGUGGGCUUCUCCCUCUUUGGCCUGUUCUCGUUCAAACCCGUGACGGACUUGCUGGGCACGAGCGAGAGCAGCUCGAUUGUGCGUGAGGCCUCGCCCGCUGCGAUGACCAAACAGCCAUACACCCUCGUUUUUCUCAGCUCAAGUGAAUGGAGUGGCUCGCGUAGCGCCUGGCAGUCGUGGAUUAUGUACUUCCGCGAACAGGGCUAUGACUGUAUCGAUAUGAACGUCGAGGCGCCCAAAGAGGCGGCCGAAGGCAAGACCAAGGAAGAAUUGCUUGCUGAACAAAUCACGUCGCAAGUGCGUCUCAGCUCGCUGCAGCGCCAGCCUGUGCUGUUUGUGCGCGACAACGCCGACAAGACGCUUCCUGCGUACGUAGGUCAUGGCGGCCUGUUCAACAACACGCGUGGCCCCAUGUCUGGUCUGAUCGUGCUGCACCCCACGGACAAGGAGGCGGUCGCGAAAGGCGAUUGGCCCUCCGGCACGCCUGUCCUGAUCAUUCCUGCUUCGGAGAAGGAGGCGGAGGCGUGGCAAGGUGCUGUGCCUACACGCAAUGCCAAGGUCCUUGGUGAUGCCUGGUCCGAGAAGGAAGGCCUCAUCAAGGAAGUGGAAAACUGGAUGCGUUACCAGGGCUUGUAA